AUGAAGCGGCCGGUGAAGUUCAUCGCCGACUCUAGGGCACGGCGCACCGCGUUCAAGAAGAGGAGGGCCUGCUUCCUCAAGAAGGCCUAUGAGCUCUCCACCCUCACCGCCACCGACGUCGCCGCCAUCUCCUUCGCUCCACAUGAUGCACCUCCCGGCGCCGUCCCCGACCACCUCACCUGGCCUCAGGACCGGAAAGAGGUGGUCCGCAUUAUCCGCCGCCUCCCUAAGUACGGCGACGGCGCCGGUCCCGGCAUCAAUAAAACGCCGAAAAUCAAGCCCCCGGAGGAGGUUGCGGUCGACCAGGCGUGGGACGACCAGGGGGCGCUUUGGACCAUCGUGAGGUCCCUGCUGGAACCAGAGAUCCUGGCCCUGAGAAAUAGCGGAACUAAGUUACCGGAGGAACCGGAGUGCUCGAGCUCCCAUCACAUCCGAGGGCUUCAAGAACCUCUUCCUCCUCCUCCUCCUCUCGCGGCGGCGAUCGUCGACGAUGCCUCCGAUCCCACUGCCAUGAGGAUUCACGAGCUCCUGAGUAUGCCCGAUACCUUCUACGGGAACGAUGAGGCCUCCUUCGCUGAGUUGCUGCACCUGAUGGAACAAGAUAUGCUGUCUGCAGUCCUAUCACAAUCACUUUUGCUUCGAGUGCAGGAUCCUUCUGAAUUCAAGAAAUGCAGGUCUUCACCGAAGCAAAUUGAAGGUCCUGAUGGAAGAAAUCUCCAGCUUCAUUUUCGGACAAGACUAUCCUUAUCCCAUUUUACUAGAGGAAAAGUAGAAGGGGAACAGGGAGCUGAAAUUCAUGUUGUGUUGAUUGAUGCAAACACUGGCCAUGUUGUCACAUCAGGACCUGAGUCAUUUGCAAAACUAGAAGUUGUAGUCCUUGAGGGUGAUUUUAGCAAUGAAGACAAUGAUGAUUGGACAGAAGAAGAGUUUGACAGUCAUGUAGUGAAAGAACGCGAAGGAAAAAUGCCUCUUUUGAUUGGAGACUUAUACGUCUCAUGGAAAGAAGGUGUAGGAACCCUUGGAGAGCUCACAUUUCCAGACAAUUCUAGAUGGAUACGGAGUAGGAAAUUUAGGCUUGGACUGAAGAUUGCUUCAGGUUUUUGUGAUGGUAUUCGAGUCCGUGAAGCGAAAACAGAAGCUUUCACUGUGAAGGACCACAGAGGGGAAUUGUACAAGAAACACUAUCCACCUGAAUUGAAAGAUAAAGUCUGGAGAUUGGAAAAGAUUGGUAAGGAUGGUUCAUUCCACAAGAGGUUGAAUAAAUAUGGACUCUUUACAGUUGAAGACUUUCUCAGACUUGUUGUUAGGGAUCCCCAGAAACUCCGCAAGGUAAGUUUUUGGUUUUCUUGUUUGCUGUAAUGAGUCUCUUAUUAUCUCCAUUGUUUGUGGAUCUAAUUUACUUCACAAUGUAGGUUCUUGGAAGUGCCAAUAAGAUGUGGGAGAGUCUAGUGGAGCAUGCCAGACUUGUGUCUUAAGUGGAAAGUACAAUGUAUAUUAUUCUGAUGACACAAGGGAUUUUGGUGCAAUUUUCAAUAACAUUUAUGAGUUUUGUGGCCUGAUUGCUGGCGGGCAGUUCUAUUCUGCUGAAAACCUGAAUGACAAUCAGAAGGUCAGAAGCGCGUCAUUUUGCAAAAUGACACUUAGACCUCGCUGUCUAAGUGCCGCCUCCACAUCCUCAAGGUUGAGCGCGUCGAGGACUACCUCCUCAAGGAGGAGUUCGUCGCCAACCAGGAGCGCCUCCGUCCCCUGGAGUAGAAGAACGAGGAGGAUCACUCCAAGUUCGAUGAUCUCCGGGAGUCGCCGAUGAGCACCGGAAACCUGGAGGAGCUCAUCGACGAGA
This is a messenger RNA of Musa acuminata AAA Group (dessert banana), 1840 nucleotides long. RefSeq names its product calmodulin-binding protein 60 D-like. Gene Ontology annotation, molecular function: sequence-specific DNA binding; DNA-binding transcription factor activity; calmodulin binding. Gene Ontology annotation, biological process: regulation of salicylic acid biosynthetic process. The record is from RefSeq and is a predicted model, not a curated record. The coding region runs from base 1 to 1359 and encodes 452 amino acids. NCBI's taxonomy places the organism in Eukaryota, Viridiplantae, Streptophyta, Magnoliopsida, Zingiberales, Musaceae. Gene Ontology annotation, cellular component: nucleus. The transcript is spliced from 4 exons.